Molecule: messenger RNA, 576 nt
Organism: Triticum urartu
Lineage: Eukaryota; Viridiplantae; Streptophyta; Magnoliopsida; Poales; Poaceae
Product: DNA-directed RNA polymerases II, IV and V subunit 12
Biological process (GO): DNA-templated transcription
Cellular component (GO): RNA polymerase II, core complex; RNA polymerase I complex; RNA polymerase III complex
Molecular function (GO): DNA binding; zinc ion binding
Source: RefSeq, a predicted model, not a curated record
GCCCAGAGAAAAGUGGCCAGCCCGUUAAGCGUUGCCUUCCCUAUUUCACCCCGCUCGCGGCGCCGCCCCUCACGAACCUAACUUUUCUAAACCCUACUCCAUCCUCUUUGCGACCCUCUACUGGUCUCCCCGAUGGAUCCACAGCAGCCGGAACCCGUCAGCUAUCUGUGCGGAGAUUGCGGAGCUGAGAACACGCUGAAGACAGGGGAUGUGAUCCAGUGCCGUGAGUGUGGCUACCGCAUCCUCUACAAGAAGCGCACCCGCAGGAUUGUUCAAUACGAAGCUCGCUGAAGACAGAAGAAAAAACAUCAUUCACUGUUGGUUCGUGCCUCGAUUGAUGUGGAGUGUGCCCUGAGACAAAGCUACAAUGGAGAAAUGUAUUAUAUACAGUACUUUUAGGUCUUAUUUGUCCGUUGGACUUUGGCUUGAAGUGGUAAAACUUGUUGUAACCGUAUUGAGAUUUUAGACGUUUGAGAAUCCAGAUUAUGCGUCCUGAAAGCUGGAUAUCGAAAAAUGGUUAUUAUUGCUAUUGCCAGCAAUAAAAUGCUCUGUUGGUUGGUUGCAGCCUCUUGCUCU